Cryphonectria parasitica EP155 is the source of this 780-nucleotide messenger RNA. RefSeq lists its product as uncharacterized. The annotation marks the transcript as partial. The transcript has 3 exons. The record is from RefSeq and is a predicted model, not a curated record. Gene Ontology annotation, biological process: fungal-type cell wall polysaccharide metabolic process. Gene Ontology annotation, cellular component: fungal-type cell wall. Lineage: Eukaryota; Fungi; Ascomycota; Sordariomycetes; Diaporthales; Cryphonectriaceae.
AAGCGUGGCCUUGGCUACAACGAGAACAUCCCCCUCAAGGAGUUUGGCGACACGGGCACUCAGAUCACCUGGCAGUACAACUGGGGCUCCAGCACUGCCCACAAGCAAGGCGCCCGCGAGUACGUCCCGAUGCUCUGGAGCAACUACACCGGCGCCAACGUCACCUGGAUGGGUGACGCGCAGGCCUGGCUGACCAACGGCUCGACCCACCUCCUCGCCUUCAACGAGCCUGAGCUGAGCUCCCAGGCCAACCUCGCCCCCGCCGACGCCGCCGCCCUGUACCUCCAGUUCCUGCAGCCGUUUGCCGGCCAGGCGAAGCUGGGCGGACCUGCCGUGUCCAAUGAUGGCUGGGACUGGAUCAACCAGUUCCUGGGCAACUGCUCCGAGUGCACCAUCGAUUUUCUGCCCAUCCACUGGUAUAACCCUUGGAACCUGACGUCGGACCUCGAGACCUGGGUUGAGAAGAUCUGCGGCCUGCCUGGACGUCGUCCUGUCUGGGUUACCGAGAACGCAGCAGCUCUCACCCCAGUCCAACAGAACACCUUCCUCCAGCAAGCCAUCAACUUCCUGGACAACGAGCCGUGCGUCGAGCGGUAUGCCUACUUUGGCUCGGCGGACGGCGACGAGUCACUGCUGGCCAACGGAGGCCCCGCGCUGUCUACCCUGGGCAAACAAUACGCCUAUGGCGGUGGAGUUCUUGUCAACACGACCGCAGCAGGUCAGACUCACAAGUGUGCACGCAAGCGAGGACAUGGACACCAUGGCCACCGGCAGCACUGA